GCCUAAAACGCCGGUCAUAUUUUGUAAUUGUACCUUCACAUUGACAGUACUUACUUUGACAGGUAGGUUUAGUGUAGAACCCAGCUUUCGGGCAGCUGUCGUCAUUCUAAACGCCUUUUUUUUCCGUACAUAUGUAUCGGAGCUUUUAGCCGUCUCGCGCGUUAGGCUAGCUCUUCCAUCAGAGGCGGAGGAAAAAGGUCCACCAUCAUUUUUUUUUCUUUUUUAACAAUUCCUUUCCUUUAUAUCUAAAAGGUCUUCGUCGAGGUUGGUUUGUAAUAACUAAAUCAAUUUCUUUUGAAAAAAAUGACGUCAAGAAAGAAAGUUCUACUCAAAGUCAUCAUCCUUGGAGACUCUGGAGUUGGGAAGACCUCAUUAAUGAACCAAUAUGUGAAUAAGAAGUUCAGCAACCAGUACAAAGCCACAAUCGGUGCCGAUUUCCUGACAAAAGAAGUUAUGGUAGAUGACAGACUUGUCACAAUGCAGAUUUGGGAUACGGCGGGUCAAGAGCGGUUCCAGUCCUUAGGCGUGGCUUUCUACCGCGGAGCAGACUGCUGUGUUCUGGUGUUUGAUGUGACUGCACCCAACACCUUUAAGACCUUAGACAGCUGGAGGGAUGAGUUCUUGAUUCAGGCUAGCCCACGAGACCCUGAGAACUUCCCUUUUGUGGUGCUGGGAAACAAGAUUGACCUGGAGAACAGACAGGUAACAACCAAAAGAGCACAAGCUUGGUGUCAGAGCAAGAACAACAUCCCAUAUUUCGAAACCAGCGCCAAGGAGGCAAUCAAUGUGGAGCAGGCCUUCCAGACUAUUGCACGCAACGCUCUUAAACAGGAGACAGAAGUGGAGUUGUACAAUGAGUUCCCCGAGCCAAUAAAGCUGGAUAGGAACGAACGAGCCAGGCCUUCAGCAGAGCCCUGCAGCUGCUGAGGACUCUGAGGAUCAUCAGGGGGCUCGUCAUCGCCCGCAUCACCCUGCCUUGCCUUGUCUAUUUAUCCCCUCCCCUGCGCCCCACUGUGUAAUGCCCCAACAUCCAACAUACAAGCAGCAUCCCACUCAUAAGAGUAUAUUACUACACACAAAAAAUGCUGCACACACUUCCUUAUAAUAUAUAUAUAUAUAUAAAUAUGAAGAUACAUUUUCUAUCAAAUAGUCUUUUAGUCCAAAGAACACUUUGAGGAAAGAAUAAGGUGUUUAUUUGUCUGAUGCUACCUUCUUCCCAGUCUUUGCCCUCUUAUUGGUCCAUUGUGGUUGGGGCUACGUUUCCUUCUGUUUCAUUCGUAUUUCUUCUCGUUCACUCCCUGUGUGCUCCCAACUGCUUGUAUUUUGAUACUUCAAGUGGGAAAUUGAAGCAUUACUUCUGUAUUUUGAACUUUUGACUUAGAUUAGACAAAUGUUUGUUUUUUUAAAUCAAAAAUGUCUGUAAUUUUGGUGGUCAUGUUCUCUGUCAGUCCACCACUGCAGCCCGAACAGAGGAAAUACUGCUGCUUCAUACUUUACUUUAAAUACUUCUUACAAUUGUAUAUAACCUAAAUCACAAAAGAAACGUUCCUACUUCAGCAGUGCUUUUGUGUGAAGGUUAACAAUUAGAUUAGAGGAUGAAAAUGUUGGUUGAUUAAACAAAUUGGCAAGUAGUUACGAAUCAAGUAACAAUAGUCCAUCUGGCAAGUAUGUACAGUUUUCUUUUUCCACUUUGCCACCUUACUGUCAUACCCUGUAGUUUCAGUUUAUGGAGACGGCUCACUUUUGAGCCACAAUAAAUAUUUUGAUGGAAGCCACGGUUCCCUGUCAGAAUAAAGGUUCAUAGACCAUUUAACACAGGAACUGAGUGAACCGAUAUGGCACGUCAGUCUACCAGAUGGACCUAGAGGAGAGCUUUUCUGAAAUAACCUCUAUUAGCAAACAUGUUUAUUUUACUAGACUUUGUGUAUAAUUGCGAUUCUUUCAGUCAUGGUUUAGGUAAGACAAAGCUGUUGUAAAUCUCCAUUUCUGACUUUGCCAACUUGUGACGGCUAAUGGUUUAAGUGCUUCUUGUUUAACGGAUUGGAUCGUUAACUGUUGGUUUGUAUUAUACUGAGAGCUAGAAAUUGAAUAUAGUCUGAAAUAACACAUACUGUAACACUGAAAGACUCUAAAAGAAACAUGGGAAUAUUUGGCAUUCA
Cyprinodon variegatus (sheepshead minnow) is the source of this 2159-nucleotide messenger RNA. RefSeq names its product ras-related protein Rab-7a-like. Gene Ontology annotation, biological process: phagosome-lysosome fusion; endosome to lysosome transport. The transcript has 6 exons. Gene Ontology annotation, cellular component: lysosome; late endosome; phagocytic vesicle. The record is from RefSeq and is a predicted model, not a curated record. The coding region runs from base 304 to 927 and encodes 207 amino acids. Lineage: Eukaryota; Metazoa; Chordata; Actinopteri; Cyprinodontiformes; Cyprinodontidae. Gene Ontology annotation, molecular function: GTPase activity; GTP binding.